AUGGAGACAUGGCUGAAAUCAAAGGCGGAUCAGCUGGCGCAGGCUGCUCAAGACCACGUGUCCGCCGUGCAGCAGUCUGCAUCCAAGCUGGUGGCCUUCGACGCGGCGAGAGCGUCGGAGGAUCUCAAGGACUUGGAGUUCCGGGAUGGCCCGUUGGGCUUCACUUUGGAGGGCAGCCUCGUGGUCGCGGUUCAGCCGAGCACGCAGGCUGAGCGUCUUGGAGUGGAGAUCGGCGACCGCCUGGUCAAGAUUGAUGGCUACGAGGUUCCUCGAUACGAGACAGACUUUGAAGAACAGCGUGCUCGGAAAGUGAUAGCAAAAUGGCUGAAGGAGAUGCCUCGACCAGCCAUCCUCACCUUCGAGCUGCCAGAGCAAGAUGACGAGGAGACAAACGGCCCAUGUGGUGCAGAUCUGCCAGAGCGUUCUGAAGAGGUGCCCAAAGCUGGCGCCGUGCAGGUUCUGCAGGCAGAGCUUCAGCGCAUACAGGAGGAGCGGAAAAAACUUGCAGCUGAGCUCAAGGACAGCCAGGAGACCUGUGGCCAAUUAGUCGCACAAGUGGAGUCCUUGAAGAAGGAGUCAGCUCCAAACCUCCGUCGGCUUUCUGAGAUGGAGGAGCAGGUGCAGACACUACGGACACAGAACAAGGAGCUGGUGAGCGCUGUCAAUGCCAGUUCGGCAAGCCGAACUGAUGAAGAGAUGCUGAAGCUGCGCCAGGCGCUGGCAGCCACGCAAGAAGCGAGCCAAGCUGCUGUGCAGGCAGCGCAAGCCGAAACAGCAGCUGCAGAGCAGAAGUGCCAGCAGCAAGCGCAGGAGGUGAAGUCAUUGAUGCUGCAGCUGGCAGAUGUCACAGCAUGCGCCGAAAGCCGUAAGCUGCAGAUUGAGCCUUUGGAGAAGGAGCUCCAAGGUUUCCGGGCCGCCCAUGAGGCUGAGCUGGACCUCUACCGGGAGGAGCAAGAGAGGCGAAAUGGCCAGCACCGGCAUGAGCUUGAGGAGCUCCAACACCGGCUGGAAGAGCAGGAGCUGAAGGCCGAGAAAGAUCGGCAAGAAGCACAAACCGAGCUGCAGAGGUCCAAAGAGGCCCUGCUGGAAGCCAAAGUUAAUGCCGAAGCUGCUGCUGUGGAAGCAGCGGCUGCGAGGCAUGAAGCUGAAGCGCUCCGUUCCGUGCAUCGCCCGGAGCCUGACAGUCUGAAUCCCGAGCCCGACGGCAUCGAGGUCGGCGCGACGCCGGAGAUGCCGGCUCCCGCGAUUGGGGAUCUCUGGGAUGGGUCUCAGGUGCUGGAGAUGCAGAAGAGGAUCAACCUCUUGGAGAGCAGGUGCGCCACGUUGCAGAGGCGGCUGCGCUCACAAGAUGCCUUGACUGGCGUCAACAUGAGACCGAGCUGGGAGCUGCGGUUAGCUGCUUUGACAGGUACGCAAUUCCAUAGGCGUGUGCCAUGA
Symbiodinium natans is the source of this 1437-nucleotide messenger RNA. Lineage: Eukaryota; Dinophyceae; Suessiales; Symbiodiniaceae. The record is from the annotation of a GenBank genome assembly.